AUGGCGGUCGGGGCCCCCUGUGAUGUAGAAGAGGAGGAACUCUCACCUGCCCCUGCUGCCGCUCAAGCUGCAGCAGCAGCACCACCACCCGUUCCGGUUGCGGCAAAGGCGCCGUCAAUCACAGCAUCUGCUGCAAUAGAAGCAUCUGAGGCAGCAGACGACUUCUUCGAAGCAGUGUCUGCUCACAGACAAGAACAAGAUCAAAGGUAUGCGAACGGGAACACUCCUCGACUCUCCUCCAUACCUCUUUCAGGUGUACAGACACCUGAAGCGCGGGGUGGAGAUGAAGGUCUCCAGCGGCGUACAGAGGAAUCAUCUGGGGCUUUUUCGCAGCCCUCGGACCGGUUGUUAUCUUCUGCUGGGCAUCCCAGAGCCCCCCCCACGGCGCCCUCAAGUAACAGGCCUUCUCAAGGGGCCCCAUCAAGAGGGUCCCUAAGGAUUUCGUCUACUGACCCUGCCAUUCACAAGGCGCAAGAUGAGGGGCAUGAGGGUCCCAAGGCUGGUUCCUCUUCCAGGAUGGUUUCUGCAAGCAACCCUCUUGAGGAGCCCCCCUGUGGAGGAAAACGGGGGGCUCCUUGUGCACCUCCCCACAGCAGUAGACGCUCUGAAGGCGCCCUUCUACUGGAGGCAUCAGCGGCAGAAGCGGAGUCUUCCCCCCUGGAGCCGCCGCAAACAGAGAGAAGGGCCACCACAGGGGCCCUCCAGGACACUUUCCGGUCUCGGGGGGCCCCGGGUUCUGCUCGGUCUCUGUUGUCACCAGCCGGCAGCAUAGUUGGCAUGCUGCAGCGGCAACCACAGCAGCAACAACUAAGAAGGCAAUCAGAACCUAAGAGAGCAUUCUUGCCACUAAACCUACAAAGGGCGCAUGAUGUGAGUUCGCAUUGCUACAAGGUGCUGCUGGUCCUCCACCAUUUGCUGCCGUUGCAUUUCCACUCGAUGCUGUUGUUCUUGCUGCUGCUUUAUGGGCUGUUUGUGUACCUUUUGCUGUGCCUCCCAUUGCUGCAGCAACGUAUGCAGACGAUCGACAUUCAAAGGGGCACCGAAGAUCCGGAUGGCCCCAUAGCGGUGGCACCCGACGAAGAUUUACUAGACCAGCUACACAAACUCUCUACGAAAAUUCAGGCGCAAGAAGACGAGAAGAGGGUCAUGGCGGAGGAGAGUUUUCAGCUGGAACAGAUCCUCAAGCGGCAGUACCACACAGAUAUUCGGCAGAAGUCCGAGCAGAACAGACAGCUUGCGCUGGACAACCAGACUCUCAGGCAGCAACUCGAGAAACUGAGCUCGGAGUGCGAAGGGCUGAGAGGAGCUGUUGCGCUUGCGGAGGAGGUCAUGUCCAGUUUCUUCCAGCGUCUGAUGAGGCCACGUCUCGCUCUGCCCGCAAGCCAUCGAGAGGAGGACCCUAUCCUCUCCGCCUCUUCUGACUCUGCUCUGGAGGCCCGUCUCAAUGCAUUGUUUACGGCCUUAAGAAACGCACUAGCUGCCGAGCAAGACUCUCUCGACCUCUCAACACAGCAAGAACUCCAGCAGCGGCUGGAAGGGGCAGCUGCCCUUUGUCGUGCGACGUCUGCUGCUGCUGCUGCAGCAGCGGCCAUCGUGUCACCCAGACCACCGGAAAGCCUUCACGGAGAUGAUGAAGCUGGUAAGAUGCCAGCCGCUGGAACUACAGCAGCAGCAGCAGGUCUGGCAUUUUUGCAACAGGAAAAGCGGCUGCCCCCCUUGCCCCUUGUUGAUGUGGAGACGCCUCUGCCGAGCAGCGAAGCCCAGCUCGAAAGCCUAAAGCGUCAAAUUGAAAGGCUCCGCGAAAACCUGGGUGCAUUUACAGAAGGACUGCUGCAGGCGCACGAAAGGCACCUGCAAGCCCAGCGGCCAGCCGGCGUCGCUGCGAAGCCUGAGGGCCUCGUAGAAAGGGUGGAGGCCCUCAAGUACGUGGAUGUAUCACCGGUAAAAAAAGCAUUUUCCAAGUCCCCCGCCGCAAAGGAGCCUCAACUCACUCUCCCUCCCGAAAGGGAUCUCGCCGGCGUCUCGCCGGUAGCAGCAGUGGGUGGCCCGAAGGGCCCCGCAGCCUAUAUGGGUGCCCCCGCGACGUCAGCAGUGGGGAAAACAAAGACUUUAUGGGGUGCUGCUACGAAGCGGGAGGACAGGGGAGCUCCUGUGCUGCAGUUGCCCCCCCAUGCUGAAAGGAUACGGGGAGCUGUGUUGCGUCCUGCUGUGCCUCAGCUAAGGCAGCAGCAGCACAGCAGCCCUUGUAAUGCAGAAGGAGGCUGGGGGUCCUGCCUGCCGUCUAACAGCGGAGGCCCGUUCGAGUCUUGCUGUGAAAAGCCCCCCAGAACAGGCGUGGUCUUACCUCCUCUCAAGCAGCGCCAACAACAGAGCAGCAGGGGGCCUUGCAGCCGCCAGAGGGGCCCCUCUAAGGGACGUCCCCCUUUAGUGGGGCCCCCUGAAGGGCUUCCAGUCUCCGCAUCUGCGGCGAGUCUGCUGCCAGCCCUGAAGCCCGCUCCAGCUGCAGCAGUAGCAGUUGCUGCUGCAUCUCGUGCUUCCAGAGGGGGGCUCAUGGGUUCGGCGUCAGCAGUUGACCUAUCUGUCGUUGGGAGGCCCCUAGGGCCUCCACGAGGGGCCCCCACCCACGCUACGUCACUAUACACAGGCCCCAACUACGGGCACUACCCUAUCCCUGUUGGGAGACUGCAGGGUGGCCCUGUCUUGGGGCCCCUUCCUCUCCCCCGCAGGGUGCAGCAGAAUGCCGUUCUACCUGCAGACGCAAACAGGAAACAGUGGGCUGCUUCGUCUCGCAGCAAGAGCAGCAGUGGCAGCGGUAGGGUGUUCAGCCGCACAAGACGCAGUUGCUCUCCCAUCAAAGAAAGGUGGGGGGAGGAUGCUUCCUCUAAGGGGCCCUCGGGGGGAGACCCCCCGUCUGAGCUGCCUGGAGCUGCGCUGGCGAUUGAGUCGAAAGUCAGCCCCACAGCAGCGGAUGCCAGAGGAGGAGGGCCCCACGGAGCUCGUCUUAGAAAUCCCCUUCUUGUUCGGGAGGAGUGGGGGCCCGGUGGCCCCCAGAGAGCGAUGGAACUGGGGGGACCACGGGGGCCCCCAUGCCCCCUCCUUGGGGGCCCUGCGCUGUAUGCUGUCACACCACCAAGAGAACUGUCACCUGCAGCGAUGCCACCAGCAGACUGGAGCAGAGGAGGGGCCUCUCUUUACCCAGAUAGCAUGGGGGAAUAUCCAGGGACGAGCGCUGCCCUGGGAGCUGUUGUGAACCAAGACGCAGCACUAGCAGCAAGGCUAGUGUCGCCGCCGUCGAGCAACUUCGUGCACUCCUACAGUCAGCCUCCCAGAAGAGCUCCCCCCAUGGAGGCGGUGGCGCACCUUAGCCAAGCUCUACUCCAGCAGCAGCAGCAGCAGCAGCAGGCGUUCAUCAUGUCCCUCAAAUCUCCAGCAACAGCAGCAGCGACGGGAAGUAAUGCUUUGGCAUGUCGCAUCAGCCGGGAACUGGCUGCUGGCACUGCAGUUAUGCAGCAGGUCGACAGCAUCACCGGACUCCGGUUGACCACAGCAGCGAAAGGAGCCCCCCUUACGUUGAGGCUGUGCCAUUGGCAGAAAACGCUGAAGGCGCUCAAGAAAGGGGCCCCCGUUGGGCCCCUAUUGGAUCGCCCCGGCAAACGGUGUAAGCUCGGGGACUUCGGGCCAAAGGGGAUCGACGACGGUCAUGGCCUCUCGCAUAUCCUGCGGAAGAGGUGCGCGCACACGCAGGCCGUCUGA
This is a messenger RNA of Eimeria maxima, 3753 nucleotides long. RefSeq lists its product as hypothetical. The transcript is spliced from 8 exons. The record is from RefSeq and is a predicted model, not a curated record. The coding region runs from base 1 to 3753 and encodes 1250 amino acids. Lineage: Eukaryota; Apicomplexa; Conoidasida; Eucoccidiorida; Eimeriidae.